UUAAAAAUUUUGAUGGGGUAAAGUGCGAAAAUUAGAAAUUUGCAGGUGGUGAUAUGCAAUUUGCCCUUUGUUUUUUUAACUUUGAGGGGGAAAGUGCGGAAAUUAGAAAAUUAUUGGGAAGAAAUGCAAUUUGCCCUUAAAAUAACAUUAAAAAACAAAAAACAAAAAAAAAACAAAAAAAAAUAAAUAAAUAAAUUCGGUAGUCUACGAGCCUUCUUCUUCUGUAGGUACCAGUUCAUUCUUCACUGAAAUUAUCUUCAUAAAAAAGAUGAGAGGAACCGAAAUACUGAUUCGUAGAGCAUUAUUUGCUAAAUCUUCCCACCAUUACGCUAUUUUUACUUAUCCCUUUUCUUUCUUCUGUUCAAAUUUUCACAAAGAUCGAUCCUUUUCACCUAAACCCAGAAUAGAUUUGAGUUGUAUAAAUGAAUUAGAUGAUGCUGUUUUCUUGUUUCGUCAAAUGGUUAGAAUGCAGCCACAGCCUUCCGUUUUUAAAUUCACCAAACUACUGCAAGUUAUUUUCAAGAUGAAGCAAUAUUCGGUUGCCCUUAAACUGUUCGACGAAAUGCGUCAAUCGGCUGCCCCUAUGAACGAGUACACGAUGAACAUCUUGAUUAAUUGCUGUUGCCUUUUGAAACGCGUAGACGUUGGUUUUGCUGUGUUCGGCAUCUUCUUUAAACAGGGCUACAACGCAAAUGUUGUGACAUUCACCACUCUACUAAAAGGUCUCUUUCUAGAUGGUAAGGUGGCCGAUGCGGAAAAAUUGUUUAAGCAGCUUUUGAUUUUGAGACUUUGUGAGCCCAAUGAUUUUACAAUUGUUACUGUGAUAAACGGGCUCUGCAAAAAUGGACAUGUUCUUGCUGCCCAUGAUUUGCUCUUGUUAUUGGAAAAUACUAUUUAUAAACCCAAUGUUAUGGCUUAUAGCGCUGUGAUUGAUGGCUUAUGUAAAGUCGGAAUGGUGGAUAAUGCACUCGAGCUGAAGUCUAGAAUGUUUGAUAAGGGCAUUUCACCUGACGUUGUCACAUAUAACUCGAUGAUUCAGGGCUUGUGCGAUUUUGGUAGAUGGAAAGAGGUGAAACACUUGUUAGAUGAAAUGGUCAACCACAAGAUUUGUUUAACUGUUGUUACUUUCAAUAUAUUAGUGGACUCAUUUUGCAAGGAAGGAAAUGUUAAAGAGGCUGAGGAUGUUUUGGAAAUUAUGAAGCAACAAAAUAUUCAUCCCGAUAUUGUCACCUACACUGCACUGAUAGAUGGAUAUUGUUUGCAAGGGAAAAUGGAUAAAGCGAAAGAAGUAUUUGAUUCUCUAACGGGCAACGGCCUUAAGCCAUGUAUUAUGAGCUACGGCACUUUAAUCAACGGAUACUGCAAGAAGGGUAAAGUGGAUGAAGCUUGGCGUCUUUUUCUCGAAGUUUCUUCUAAAGGCUUAGAGCACACAAUAACUACCUAUAACAUCAUGAUACAUGGACUUCUUAGUGAAGGUCGAAUUAAUGAUGGAUGGAAACUUUUCAAUGAUAUGGAAACUCGGAAAGUGCAUCCUAAUUUAAGUACUUACAAUAUUUUGUUGGAAUGCUUGUGCAAGACUCAUCAGAUUUCUGAAGCAUUUUCAUUUCUACGGACGAUGGAAGAUAAAGGAGCAAGUCCCGAUAUAAUCACUUAUCGUAUCCUGAUUAACGGUUUGUGCAGGGAUGGGAAACUUGAAGAUGCAAAACAUCUUUUAAACGAAUUUCCGUCUAAAGGUUUGCAACCUGAUUGUCAAGCGUAUACCAUUGUUGUUGGUUCACUUUGUCAUGAAGGAUUUGUAGACGAGGCAAAAAAUUUGCUUGUGAAAAUGGAGAGAAGUGGUUGUGCACCGGAUAGCGUGACAUACAACAGCAUAAUCCAGGGUUUGCUAAAGAGGAAAGAGGUUUGCAAGGCAAUGCCAUUCUUAGAGGAAAUGUACAAAAGGGGAUUCUCGGCGGACGCAACUACUUCGUCCAUGUUAAUUAAUCACCUGCUGCAAAUAUAUAACAAAGGUAUUGUUCUUCUAGAAAUGAUUAAGAAAGUUGUACCAAAAAUAUAAAUUAUUUAUUUGAGCUUUUGUCUGUAAUAAAACAAAGUUUUGCUAUGUCUAUAAUGACUAGGUAUAGUUGCCUGUUGGUCUUUCUUUCAUGACUUGGUACUAUUUUUGCGAUGUGUUUCCGAUUAAAGCGUGUAAAUAAACGUGUAUAUCAUGUUGGCGUAGUGAAUAUCCUUUCAAAUUAAAUGCACAUCCCAUCUUUUCCGCCCUUUAAUUCUCCUACAACUUAAAUGAUUUGGGCUGAGAACCUUAUAUUUAGAUUUGAGAAAAUUACAGUUUUCAUCCCUCAAGUUUGCACUGGUUUUACAUUUGGACAUCAUGUUUAAAAAAACACAUUCGGUCCUCAUGUUUCAACAAUUUGACACUUUUUGUCUUUUUCUUCAAUUUACCGUUAGUGUUUCUUUUAAGAGAGUGAUUAACGCAUGCCUGAUUCCGUUAGUACUAACGGAAAAUUAACAGAAAUGAUCAAAAGUGUUAAAUAAUUGAAAUAUGAGGGACUAAACUUGGGAACCAAAUGCGAAGUCAAGGUAAACUUGAGGGACAAAAUGUGUAAUGUUCCCUUUUAGAUAUCUUUGGUUAAUCACGGAGAACCCUCAAAUCACAUUUGCACAUAAUACCAAGUUACCAAGUCAUUUGAUAUUUGCCUUUUACCAAUAUCUGUUGAAUGACCAUCUCAACCAAAAGCUUAAGCUCUUGGUUGAGAUGGUCAUUC
Messenger RNA from Erythranthe guttata (spotted monkey flower), 2765 nucleotides. RefSeq lists its product as uncharacterized. Lineage: Eukaryota; Viridiplantae; Streptophyta; Magnoliopsida; Lamiales; Phrymaceae. The record is from RefSeq and is a predicted model, not a curated record. Gene Ontology annotation, molecular function: protein binding.